AUGUCAAACUGCAACCUCACACCAAGGACUUUCUUGACAUCUCAAACCCUAAAGCCGUUUUGGAGCCACUCUUGUUUAACCUCUGGUGACACUAUCAUGAAGCCAGCACCAUCCACUCGGCCAAAGAAGAGACCACAAGAAGCUGAAGAAGAUGAAGAGCCACCUCAAAAGAUAGCAAAGUUCAGUCCCUUUACUGGUUCAGCAAGACAAUUGGAUGGAAAACCGGUCUUGACACAAUCCAUUGCACCUGCAGUUUCCUCUCCUCCUGUACUCAAGAAACACCAAACGGAGAGUGGAAAUGGAACCAAUAAGGGUUCUAAGUCAUCAGCUUCUGCUUCAUUUCAACAUUCCGGAAAGCUUGAGUUUGGUUCAAAUGUCAACCGGCCCAUGAAUGAAACCCCAAAAGUUUCCCCAAACAACAGCAGUAGGCAAGAGCCCUCUCACAAGGAAGAAGAGCCAGAGUUGCAAGCAUUCACAGGGAAGAAAUAUACCCUGAAAUGGUGA
This is a messenger RNA of Prunus armeniaca (apricot), 504 nucleotides long. NCBI's taxonomy places the organism in Eukaryota, Viridiplantae, Streptophyta, Magnoliopsida, Rosales, Rosaceae. The record is from the annotation of a GenBank genome assembly.